Messenger RNA from Babesia sp. Xinjiang, 2622 nucleotides. Its product is annotated as Coatomer subunit beta'-1. Lineage: Eukaryota; Apicomplexa; Aconoidasida; Piroplasmida; Babesiidae. Gene Ontology annotation, biological process: intra-Golgi vesicle-mediated transport; intracellular protein transport; endoplasmic reticulum to Golgi vesicle-mediated transport. The transcript has a single exon. Gene Ontology annotation, cellular component: COPI vesicle coat. The coding region runs from base 1 to 2622 and encodes 873 amino acids. Gene Ontology annotation, molecular function: protein binding; structural molecule activity. The record is from RefSeq and is a predicted model, not a curated record.
AUGUCGCUCCAGAUGGGUUUUGUGAAGAAGCUGGAGAUCCGCAAAGAUAAAGUAAAAUGCGUUGAUUUCCAUCCUUCAGAGCCAUGGGUAGUUUCAGGUCUUUACAGCGGAGCCUGUACUAUUUACAACAUCAAAAAACAAUCUUUGGUAAAACGCAUUGAGGUUUGUAAUUCGCCAGUUCGUUGUUGUAAGUUCAUCGCACGGAAACAAUGGCUCAUCGCUGCGGGCGACGAAAUGUGUAUUUGGGUAUACAACUACAACUCCUUGGAGAAGGUGGCCGCUGUAGAAGGACAUACCGACUAUGUGAGGUACUUGGAUGUCCACCCAACGCUUCCUUACGUAUUGAGUUGCUCAGACGAUAUGACUAUUAUGCUGUGGGACGUUGAACGGGAUUGGGAGCGUCUAUGCGUGUAUGACGGCCAUCAGCAUUAUGUAAUGAUGGUCAAGUGGAGCCCAAAGGAUGUAUAUACAUUUGCUUCAUGUUCUCUUGAUCACACUAUCAAGUUUUGGGGUGUUUCACAGGAACUCUUGGACCGCCGCCAAUAUUCUCAAUCAUCGCCCAAGCCAUUUUUCACCCUGAAGGGCCAUACACGCGGUGUAAACUGUAUCGAUUUCUCUGCUGUUAUGGCAAAUCCUUACAUAGUCUCGGGUAGUGAUGACGGUAGUAUUCGUGUAUGGGACUAUCAGACGAAGCUAUGUCUACAGGUACUCAGCCAGCACACUCAACCUGUGACAUGUGUGCUCCAUCAUCCACGUCUCCCACUGAUUGUCACAGCAGGUGAAGACAGCAAUGUGAAUAUAUGGCACAGUAGUUUGUACAAGUUGAAGCGCAGCACUAACUUUUCGGUGGGCAAGAUAUGGACUAUUGCUUGUGACGCUACCAACAUGGCAAUUGGUAGUGAUCAAAGUACAUUGGUUGUUCAGUUUGGUGGUGAGAGGCCUCUUGUAUCAAUGCACUCCAACAAGUUAGUUAUGGUUAACAUGUUUGACAUUGUGAGUUGUAACUUGAGCUCAAUCACUGAAUUGGAUGAAGAGAGCAUUGGAAAGCCAUUAUCUCUUGACUUCCGCAAUAUUGGCCAUUGUGAAUUCUUCCCUCAAUAUCUAUCGCAUCAUCCUAAUGGACGAUAUAUUUGUCUCUGCGGUGAAUCUGAGUAUGUGAUUUACACUGCUCAGGGUAUGCGUUCCAAGACCUUCGGUAAGGCUGCACAGGUGGUGUGGUCAUUUGAAGGUGACUACGCGACAUGGGAUGGAAACGUCAUAACAAUACAUCAUGAUUUUGCUCCUGUAAAUACAAUAAAGCCUGAUCUAUCGGUACUCAGUUUACACGGUGGUCGCCUAUUGGGUGUGAGUUCCAGCAGUAAAGUCCAAUUCUACGACUGGAAUAGUGGCUACCUAGUUCGUACCAUCGAUGCAGCAGUAUCAGAUAUUUGGUGGAACGUUAAGGGUACUAAGGUAGCUCUUGGUUGUGUGGGUAACUGUUACAUCCUCAAGUAUAAUAGUGAUGCUCUUGCAUCUUCCCUGGAGGUACAGGAAUACGAUGCUUCCAACGGUGUAGCAUCUGCUUUUGAGCUUGAGGGUGAGAUUAUGGAGAGUGUAAGUAGCGCUACUUGGGCUAUGGACACUUUCGUAUUUGUAACUGCUGGCCUCCAUCUAAACUUGUGGACGGCCGGUGCCAGCGAGAUUUUCCACUACCUUGAUCGACCACUGCAUAUGAUAGGUCACUCCCCGCAGAGCGGCCUGCUCUACUUAUGCCAGGAUGACGUGGUUGCGUUCCCCUUACCAAUUGAAUACUUGCGCUUCCACUCUUUUGUGGCUUCCAAAAUGGAGGCUCUCGUUGAGGGUCUGGUAUUCGACGGCGAUGCGGAAUUGGAUCAACUUAUAUUUGACUUCGGUUCUAGUUUGAAGGAGCGUGCUAGUGGGUUUUUGGAAUCGGUUGGUGAAUAUCAGUUGGCUCUUCGCUGUUCGGAAGAGCCUGAGCGUCACUUCGAGUUGUAUUUGAAACUGGGCAAAAUCCAGGAAUGUCUACGCAUUUUACAAGAUUUACAGGUGAAACAACAUGAUAAGUCACGCGAUGACGUCUUACGUUGCAAGUGGAAGCGUCUAGGAACCUAUUGUUUAGAACAGAACGAUUACGAAACGGCUGUGGACUGUCUGGUACGUUGCGGUGACUACUCCUCAUGUCUGUUGAUUUACGUUGUUACUGGUAACCGUGAUGGUAUCGCCAAGAUUGCAGAGCUCGCCACUCAGGAUGGUUGCUCUAACAUCGCCUUCACAUGUCACUACAUGUUGAACAACAUUUCGCAAUGUAUCGACUUGCUGCAUCGAUCUAACCGGCAUAGCGAGGCAGCUAUAAUGGCUCGAACCUUCAAACCAUCGGCUAUUGGUGAAUCAUUUGAGAAAUGGUGCAGUACAUAUAACCCGAAGCUACCGGAGCUUGAGAAGCCUGCGGAGGAUGAAGAUUCGCUUGAGCUCGAGUCUUUACUGUCUCAACGGCUGAAUUUAGGUUUCCCACCAGCUUCAGAAUACCCUAAUCUAAAGGAAGCUGUUCAUGUGGACUUCAGGAGGGAAGAUAACCCUGUAGAUAAGUCGGCCCUGGUUUCCAGCUGGUCUGCUGGUAUUUGA